GUUCUAGUCUCUAAUGUCCCUCUCUGUCCUCAGUCUUUGUGGCUGUGGUCUGUCUCCUCACAGCUGUGCUCCUCUGGCCUCAGUCCUCAGCUCCUCCAGUCUCACACAUCUGGAUCUCAGUCACAACGACCUCCAGGACUCAGGAGUGGAGCUGCUGUGUUCUGGACUGAAGAGCGCCCCCUGCAGACUGGAGACGCUCAGGCUGUCUGGAUGUCUGGUCUCAGAGAGGGGCGGGGCUGCUCUGGCCUCAGCUCUGAGCUCCGCCCCCUCCCACCUCAGAGAGUUCGACCUGAGCUACAACCAUCCAGGACCCUCCGCCGAGCUCCUGACCGCUCUACAGGACCAGCGCCCCCUGCUGUCUGUCAGGUUGGAUCCUGCUGGAGAGCGCUGGAUGGUUCCAGGUCUGAGGAAGUACUCCUGUGACGUUUCUCUGGACCCAAACUCAGCUCACAGACGUCUGCUUCUGUCUGACGACCAUCGGACUGUGACUCGAGCGAAGGAGGAGCAGAAGUAUCCAGAUCAUGACGACAGGUUCACAAAGUCUGUUCAGGUCCUGAGCUGCACUGGCCUGAGGGGGCGCUGUUACUGGGAGGUGAAGUGGAGCAGGGGGGUUCAUGUAGCAAUGAGUUACAGAAGGACUGGACAGAUGGAACAGGGAGAGGACUGUAUGUUCGGACACAAUGAUCACUCCUGGAGUCUGAGGAUCUGUGACGGAUCCUACUUUGUCCAUCACAACAGCAACUCAACACAACUGCACCGCUCCUGUCACUCAGAGAGAGAGGGCGUGUCCUCUGGUGAAGGGGGCGUGUCCUCGGGCAGAGUGGGCGUGUUUCUGGACUCUGAGGCUGGAGCUCUGUCCUUCUAUGACGUCUCCUCUGAUGGAGAACUGUCCCACCUCUGGACCUUCUCCUCGUCCUUCUCUGAGCCUCUGUUUCCAGGGGUUGGACUGAAGAAAGAAAGUUCCUCUGCGACUCUGGUGAAGGAGAGAAGAUAAAACAGAAGAGAAACUGGACUUGUCCCACGAUGACGACACAACAGUGAAAACAAAAGCGAAAGAGAAAGAAGAAGACAAAAUGGAGCUUCAGUGUCUCUGUUGAAAUUUGAUUUUGACUCAAAAAAAAAAACUGUAAACACAGAAACUGAACGAGGCCACAGUGACUGGACUGGGACAGUUCUUCACUUUGAUCUGUUUUGGACCAGAAGGUUCUGUUGGAUUUGAUGUAAUUUCUCAGUUAGUUAAAGGAGAUAUUUGAGUUCUUAGGGACAUUAACUGUAACACAGAUGAUCGUGUAUUUAAUCACCAUGUUACAUUUUAUUGUUUUGCCCAAAAUGACAUCUUAACAUGUUUGAUAUUUCACUUUUGUUUUUGACUCUGAAUCGCCCCUCGUCCGGCCCCGGCUGCUUGUGUCUUCUUAUGUUCUUAUGAAUAGGCCUUAAAACACAAACUUUUGACGAGAUAAAGUGAGUCGCGUUUCCCUCAUCACCACAUCCACGUAUCAUCUGAAAUCCUGAACUGUUUUUUUGGGGUCUGUAUUUAUCGUGGGGACUUUUUCUUUGCACUAGUUGAAAUGUUUUUUCUGUUUUUCGUUGAUAUGAUGAGAUAUCUGCUGAUGUAAACCUCUGCUCUGUUUGAUUCUGUUGUGUAUUUACUGCAGCUCAUUUUCAUUUUCAACAAUAUUGUACAUUUAGUUUUUGUGUGAAAUAAAUGUAUUUCUGUUCUAUCA
Molecule: messenger RNA, 1724 nt
Organism: Boleophthalmus pectinirostris (great blue-spotted mudskipper)
Lineage: Eukaryota; Metazoa; Chordata; Actinopteri; Gobiiformes; Gobiidae
Product: stonustoxin subunit alpha-like
Exons: 4
Coding region: 14-994 (326 amino acids)
Molecular function (GO): protein binding
Source: RefSeq, a predicted model, not a curated record